CGCUGGUGCGCUGUGUCCCUCGGACACAGCGGAUCACGGAAAGAGCCGAAGAUGUCGGCUCGGUCAUGUGAUCAGCUAUGUCUAAUCACAGCUGAUCACAUGGCACUGAUGAUCAGUGUGGCCCCAGAAGUGUCACCUGUCAGUGUGCCCGUCAGUGCCACAUAUCAGUGCAUACCAGUGCACAUCAAUGCCACAUAUCAGUGCCCAUCUGAGCUGCCUUUCAAUGUCACCCAUCAGUGCCACCUAUCAAUGCCAAUCAGUGCCACCUAUCAGUGCCAGUUAGUGCCGACUGUCAGUGCCAUAUAUCAGUGUCAUGUAUCAGUGUUGCCUUUCAGCGCCCAUCAGUGAUGCCUGUCAAUGCCCAUCAGUG
This is a messenger RNA of Staurois parvus, 370 nucleotides long. NCBI's taxonomy places the organism in Eukaryota, Metazoa, Chordata, Amphibia, Anura, Ranidae. The record is from the annotation of a GenBank genome assembly.